Lampris incognitus (smalleye Pacific opah) is the source of this 2612-nucleotide messenger RNA. Its product is annotated as 4F2 cell-surface antigen heavy chain-like. Gene Ontology annotation, biological process: carbohydrate metabolic process; amino acid transport. The record is from RefSeq and is a predicted model, not a curated record. NCBI's taxonomy places the organism in Eukaryota, Metazoa, Chordata, Actinopteri, Lampriformes, Lampridae. The coding region runs from base 93 to 1646 and encodes 517 amino acids. The transcript has 8 exons.
GCAGCCUCCCUCCGCCUCGGACGUGCCCUCUCUGCUCCUGCUGCGGCGAACUGCCUUGAUCCGGCGGACUUGAGCGGACCCCCUCAGACGAGAUGAGUGCGGAGGACACCGACGUGGACAUGAAGGACGUGGAGCUGAAUGAGGUGGACCAGGAGAAGCAACCGAUGACGGGAGGAGGAGGAGGAGGAGGAGGAGAUGAUGGGGAGAACCGGGAUGCUGCGGAGAAAAACGGCACCGUUAACCUCAAAAUCCCCGCAGAUGAGGAGGUCCGGUUCACCGGCCUGUCUAAAGAGGAGCUGCUCAGGGUGGCUGGGACGCCGGGAUGGGUGCGGACCCGCUGGGCCCUGCUGUUUCUGUUCUGGCUGGGCUGGGUGGGGAUGCUGGCGGGGGCCGUGGUCCUUAUCCUGCAGGCACCGCGCUGCAGAGACCUGCCCACCAUCGACUGGUGGAACCACGGACCCCUCUACCAGAUUGGAAACAUUCAGGCCUUCAGCAGCACCCAGAACCUGAAAGGUGUAGAGGAGAAGAUGUAUAACUUGGCCAAGCUGAAGGUCAAAGGUCUGGUGGUGGGACCCGUCCACGUGGCCCCGAAAGAAGACCCCAUGGGCCUGAGGUUCGAGGAGGUUUCCUCAGCAGUCGGCACCCUGGAGCAGUUUAAAGGGCUGGUCCAGGCUGCACACAAAGCCAGUAUCUCUGUGAUUUUGGAUCUGACUCCAAACUACCAGGGAACUAGACCUUGGUUCUCCAAUGUCAGUGUGACAAACGUGGCUGAGAGACUGAAGUCUGCCCUGGUCUUCUGGCUGGAUCAGGGUGUGGAUGGGGUUCAGCUGGUUGGGGUGGAACACGUGUCCAGCGUGGUUCCGACUCUCUGGGCCGACAUCCGGACCAUCAUCCAGAAUGGUACGGAGGAGAGAACCAGCCGGAGAGUACUGAUUGGUGUAACAGAGAGGUCGUCAGCAGAGGAAGUCUCCUCCCUCCUGUCCUCCACGGGGGUGGACCUGCUGCUGUCGAGGGUACUCCAGUCCAACAAAGACGCCAUUGAGCAUGCUCAGUCCAUACAGCUCCUGUACUUGGCUCAUGAGCAGACCAAGCUGGCCUGGAACCUCGGGAGCCCAGCGGGGGGCCACCUGGCCUCUCUGGAUGGACCAGCGCUUGUCAAACUCUAUCAGCUGUUCCUGCUUACCCUUCCCGGGACGCCCGUCUUCAACUAUGGAGACGAGAUUGGUCUAGGUGACCAGUCUCCCAUGAUGAUUUGGGAUGCUGAGGAACCAGAAGAGCUGAAUGGAACUUUAAAGGAGGAGAGGGAGCAGCGGCGCUCGUGUCUGCAGGUCUUCAAGACUCUCAGCGAGCUGCGAGGGAAGGAGCGCUCCCUCCUCUUCGGAGACUUCCUCCUGCUCUUCAACUCCACCUCCUCCCUGGCCUACCUACGCUCCUGGGACCAGAGCGAGCGCUAUGUGGCCGCCUUCAACUGGGCGUCCGACCCGGUGACCUUGGACCUGAGCCAUCCCGACCUGCCCCGUCAGGCGCUGCUGGUUCUGAGUACCGACAGCGACUCGGUGGCCGAGGACGCCGCCGCCGUGAAGCUCACCGGCCUGCAGCUGGGCCCGGGCCACGCCGUUCUGCUCCAGUUUCCCUACUCACCCUGAACGUGGGCCUUGAUGUUAUAGCCAGUAGUCUUUCUGUAAUAUGUCUAAGAUUCACAUUAGGAAUCAGGAACAUUUUAUUUGUCAUUUCAAUUUGUCAAUAUCGUGCAACACAAAGCCCAAAACUACAAGAACUUCAAGAACACACAUAUCUAAACUAACACAUAUCUAAACUUUUUAAAAAAAAAUCACUGUCCAAGGGAAAGGACGCCAGCCAGGAUGAACUGCCGACGUUAAGAAUAUUUCGAGACACCUUUUUUUAUUGCUUGGAUGAUUCUGCAACGUUAAUUUUUUUCAAAAUAAAAGUAGUUCCAAAAUAAUACAUGUCUCACUUUCAAAAUAAAAGUCGUUUUAUAACGAGACCACCAUACGUUGUGUAAAACUGCUGAGCCCUGAGAGCUCCUGGCUCCACUCUGCAUAACUGGAGUCCACUGACUUCCGGUUUCUACUGCAGCGGUCAUACCAGUUUCCUGUUUGUUGGCGCGUGCUGUUGACAAUGGCAUAUUUUUGGCGACGCCUGCGAGAUUUACCAUGGAUAAAUGUCAACCACAUGCACACGACUGUCCACACACUUCCACCUGCACCUGCCAGCACACGGCGAAAAGGUUCAAGUUGUACAUGUCACGUUACGCCCAGACGGACGUAAAAGUUUGUAGAAACCGGAAAAGUUUGGAGAAACCGCCAGCAGAAACCGGAAGUCAGUGGACUACAGUUAUGCACAGAGCCGACUGUGGACGACUGGUAAGUCAUUCAAGUUCAAUCAUCAAUGGCAUUUUCAAUUGACUUUUUUUGACGUUUUAUUAUUUCCUCUGGUUUCCAUUUGAGUUAAUAGUAGUAGUCAAGACCGUUUCCACCAGGUACAGUUCUGUUACCUGAGCCCGGGAUCGUCUUCGUGAUGGUAAAACGUGCUAUGAUGACGUGUUUGUUGGUAUUCCAUGUUGUGCCCUCGAUCAACAGAAAGCGAAUAAA